Molecule: messenger RNA, 4520 nt
Organism: Ficedula albicollis (Collared flycatcher)
Lineage: Eukaryota; Metazoa; Chordata; Aves; Passeriformes; Muscicapidae
Gene: C26H6orf132
Product: chromosome 26 open reading frame, human C6orf132
Exons: 8
Coding region: 24-2567 (847 amino acids)
Source: RefSeq, a predicted model, not a curated record
GCCGCGCGCCCGGCUCGGCCAGCAUGAAGAAGCACCACCCGCACUCGGUGCAGGGCACCUUCAGCCGCCUCUUCGGCAAGCGCCACUCCAGCCCCAGCGCCACGUCCCUGUUCGCCACCAACCCGCCCUGGAUCUUCACGCAGGAGGUGACCUCGGACAGCGCGGGUGGCACCGGUGAUGUGAUCGAGGUGUACUACGGGGACAAUCGCUUCGGGACAGUGACAGACUCUGGCACAGCAACGCUCAAACCCCGUCCCAGGGUCCGGCCCCUGCUGACCUUCCUGCCCCUGAACGCCCAAGAAUCCCAUGGGGUGGCUGUGCCAACGCCGUCGGUGCCAGAAGACUUUGAGGAAAAGGCAGCUCUUGGCUCUGGCUCGCAGCUCAAUGGCAAUUACCGGAUGUACAGCUCGGUGGGGGACCUGCGCCCGCAGGCCCUCGAUGGGGGUGACCUGGAUGAAGACAUCCCCCCACCGCCAUCGGUGCCCCCUCCACCCCCUCCAGCAGUGCCACCCCCUCCAGCCUCGCCCGUCCCUCCACCCCCCGAAAUGCUGCCGCCACCGCCACCCGAGCUGGUGCCACCUCCCCCUGCCAUGGCAGCCCCACCACCUCCCUCCUCUGCCCUGUCCUCCCCCAGCACUCCAGCUCCUCCCGAUUUCAUCCCACCCGCCCCGCCGGGCGCCCGGGACCCCGCGGGGCCCCUCCCACCCUGCUUCACCAUCAGACCCGCGGCCAAGGCACGCCUGGGCGAAGCCGAGCAGAGGAAUUCGGGGCUCAGACAGGGCGUUGGGAAGUCGGCUGUGCCCCCUCCGCUGAGCCCCAAGCCGGGCCCGGGGCUCAGCCAAGGGGUGAAUGCUGCCGGCCGCCGCUCCCCACUGCCGGGCUCCGAGGCGGAGAAGAUUCCCCAGCUGAAAACAGCCGGGACAGACUCCCCUCCAAAAUCUGAACCUCUCACUGCCAACGACCUGGAUCUCCCUCCUCCGGACUACCCGAGCUGUGAGGAUGACUGGAAGGAUGCCAACAACCUGAACAAGCUGCGGGACGAGCUCUCGGCGCUGCUGCGCUCCCCGCGCCGGGAGGAGAGGCCGCUGGACAGGCCGGGCGCUCCGCAGCCCCUGGACAGCGCUCCCAGCCGGGCUGGCAGCCGUGAGCCGGGGCCCAGCGAGCCCCAACUCGCCAGGAAGGACACGGGGUUAUCCAAGGGAGGGGAGAGUGGGAAGAAAGAGGUGCCCAGCAGCCCCCCCAGCACCAAUGGGGGCUUUCCCAGCGCUGCAGUCACCACCCUGGAGAGCAACCCUGACACGCAGCCCCGCAGUGUGAGGACGAUCAGGAACGAGCUGGAGGCUGUGCUGUCCCUGAAGAAAGAGGGGAAACCCGCCCCGGGGCUCAGCAGCCAGAAGCAGGGUGUGGAGAAUGGCAUCAGCACCCCACAGGUGAGGAAGAGCCCCCCUGACCUGAGGAAGAGCCCCCCUGACACAACUGGCUCAGUGGUGCCAAAACCGCUCCCAGCCCCUGCUGUGGAGAAAGAUGAGACAGAUCCCAAGGACCGUCCUGCUCCUGCUCCUGGCAAGGUCACAGAGGACCUGAGCUCUGCUCCCGGGUCCCCCAACAGCAGUGCGAGUCCCCCAGACCCACUUCAGGGACCGGCAGAGGAGCCCCCUGCUCCCAGCCCCUCCUCACCCCCGGUGUCCCCUGCACAGAGCCCGGCACCACAGCCCAGCUCGGCCGUGUUCCAGUACAAAGUGCACCGGGCCGGGGCCGGCCAGGCCGAGCCACCCCCUGCACCGGGCUCAGCUGAGCCCUCCUGCCCCGGGAGCUCGGCCAGGAGCCCCCCGGGGGGAGUGCCCAGGGAGGAGGAGAACGGGGACACGGCGCUGGACUUCGGGAUUAUCCCCCCACCCCCCGAAUUCAGCAACGAGACAGACGAGGGUCCCCUCCCGAGGCGGGAGGAGAACCGCAAGUGCCCCAGUGUCCCUGACAGCAGCCAGGGCUCGGGCGAGCCGCGCUAUUUCAGGUGGUCUGGCUACAGCCGCAGCUACGGGGGCAGCCAGGAGCCGGCAGCUCCGCCGGCCUUGGAGAAGAGCUGGAGGAACGGCGACUUCACCCCCCAGUACCCGGAUUACAGCAGCUCCACGAGUUUCCCCAGCCACGGCCCCAACCCACGCCCGCUGAUCAAGAAGCGCCUGUACAUGUCCGAGCCCGACAGCUCCUACCCCCGGGCAGCCGCAGCCCCCCGGGCCUCGGGCACCCUCUCCUCCUACGGCCCCGGGGGGUUCAGCUCCACGGCCGGGGAGGGGUCUCGCCGCCUGGGCUCUGCCCACAGGAACGGCCCCUCCAGCGCCCAGGGCAGGCGGGCGACCGCGGACGCUGCUGGCAAAGCCGCGGCCUACGGCGGCACCGGGGCUGACGCCAAGUACAAGGGGCAGAACGGGGACUUCUCGCCCGCCAGCGUGCUGGCAGCCAGCAGGCCCGCCCACGGCACCUCGCACUACGGGCCCCCCUCCAACACCUUCACGGUGCGGCCGGGGACGCGCCAGCCCAUCUCCUACACCUACCAGAGCCACCGGUAGGAGUCGGGGCCGCCCGGGGAGGGCGAGAAGGUGCCCGGCUUGGUCCUUCCCUUCUCCACGGGCACCAGCGACGGUCCCGACCCAGCCUGAAAAUGCACUUGCUUGAGACUGCUGACGGAGAAGGUGGGGAAUGAGCCUGAGACUUGGACUUUUAUCACAGGACUGUCAUGGAGAGUAGUUACUGAAGAGGGCAGGCUGCUGCCUUGUUACCUGAGCAAACGUGGCUCCCCUUUUUCCCAUUUCCCUCCUGGAUUGUUUUCAGAAUGCAGCCUGAUAGGCCACCUAGGAAAGCCAAAGAGCAUCCUCAGCUUUCUUUAAAGAGCAUCACCACUGGCAAGAUUGAUUUCAGUUUGGUUUUUAAUUGGUUUAACUCUCACAUUUGGGAGCAGGGAGAAACCAACUGAGAGAUGUGCACAAUGGAAGCAAAGCAGUGUAUAGCUGAAUGUCAGGGAUUAAAAUAAGAGUGUGAGGCCAGUGGGAUAGGAGGAGAGUUUAGGAUGCCUAGAUCCUGACCCUUUCUGUCCUUCAAGAGUUUGGAGCAAAUCAAUUCUGCCUUAAACCCGGCUUUGGGCAGUCAGUGCCUGUCCUGCUGAGCUGGGCUCUGACCCUUCUCCAGGAGCAGCUUUGGGAGCAGGGACCUUGCUUUGCUGUGCCUUUAAAUGUAAAUGUUGGCCACUGUAAAUGUUUCUGUUGGUAAUUAUUCCUCGUGGGAGGAGGCUGUGAGGCCUGCCUGGAUGGCUGUAAAGCACUUCGGAGGACGUGGGGCAAUCCUUUUCCUUGGGCUGGUGGGUGCCAUCGACCCGCCCAGGUGCUGUGCUGCUGGUGCUCCCCCUGAGGGGUCUCUUGCCACUUCACACCUGUGUGACUCCCAAAGUGUCCUUGUUAACUGCUCUACUGACACUUGGCUCCCGGACCGAGAAGCUGAAUUUCAGUGGGACUGUGUUGAUCCUGGUGGGGUGUGGGGUGUCUGCAGGGACACCCCGCAGGGAGCUGGCUCCUGCUGUUCCCCUCAGUGCUUUUCCAGGUGCUGGAUGUGCAGCGCUGCCUCUGCAGGGGUGGGAGCUGUGAGCAGCCUUCAAGGGGAUUUCAGCCUCCAGAGUGAGCAGUGGGGUCUCACCACAGCUGACCUGAUUUGGGAAUAGCCAACCUCCUAAAACUAGACACACAGAAUCUUCCUCCUAGGUAAACUUGCUGAAAUCACUGUAAGAUAACUGUAAAAACUUGUAGAGAGUAUUUUCUGAUCACUGACAAACUAAAAGCACUUUGAGACAUGAGUCUGUUUUUAUGGAAAGCACUUUCUGUUUUCAAUGCUAUAAAUACCACUGGUUCCACUCCAGCUUACCCUGCCUGGCACAAACCUGGAUGUGGCCUGCAAGUAGAUCUUGCUCUGCAAUUCAGCUCAAAAUCAGGGAUAAAUUUGCCUUCACAGUGGAAUUCUCAAAAGUUAUCUUGAUGUUGAAGUCAUGUCACUGACAUUCUAUGUUUUGUAUUAUUUCCAGCUUUACCUAAUAAUUUAACAGCCCUUUCAGCAGCAGCUUAAAGUAUUCUGAACUUUACUUUGCUGUGAAUAAAUGAAAAUGCAAAUACAGUAAUCAGUCUAAUGGCUAAUUCAAAGGGCAUUUUUAUGCCAGUAAGUCAUGGUGACUUGGAAGAUUUCCAUUGCUCACCCCAGCCAAUGUUGAAAUAAUAGGCUUUAAAUAUUUGGGUGUUGGUUUUAAAAAAAUAUUUAUGGAGAAAAGUGACUAUGGAGUAACUCUAAGGACAUUUAAGUGUGCCAAGUGUCAUGUGGAAUACCACCUGCCCCAAAACAUGGAAUUUUCUCUGUGCAAGGAGCAUCCUGAGCACUCUGAUUCAUCUGUAGAAGCAAAUCCGUGCUCCUCCUUGAGGGGCUUCACUGUCAUGUUUUGGUAUUGGAUGAAGUUUCACCAGUUUAACUUGAAAGCAAACAAAGAA